Canis lupus familiaris (dog) is the source of this 423-nucleotide messenger RNA. Its product is annotated as 40S ribosomal protein S24-like. The record is from RefSeq and is a predicted model, not a curated record. Gene Ontology annotation, cellular component: ribosome. Lineage: Eukaryota; Metazoa; Chordata; Mammalia; Carnivora; Canidae. Gene Ontology annotation, biological process: translation. Gene Ontology annotation, molecular function: structural constituent of ribosome. Bases 16 to 408 code for a protein of 130 amino acids. The transcript has a single exon.
AGCUCGGCCGCCAUCAUGAACUACACAGUAACUAUCCAGACCAGGAAGUUCAUGACCAACCAACUGCUUCAGCGGAAACAGAUGGUCAUUGAUGUUCUUCUCUCCGGGAAGGCAACAGUACCUAAGACAGAAAUUUGGGAAAAACUAGCCAAAAUGUACAAGACCACACCAGAUGUCAUAUUUGUAUUUGGAUUCAGAACCCAUUUUGGUGGUGGCAAGACAACUGGCUUUGGCAUGAUUUAUGAUUCCUUGGAUUAUGCAAAGAAAAAUGAACCCAAACAUAGACUUGCAAAACAUGGCUUGUAUGAGAAGAAAAAGACUUCAAGAAAACAGCGCAAAGAACACAAAAACAGAAUGAAGAAAGUCAGGGCGACUGCAAAAGCCAACGUUGGUGCUGGCAAAAAGUGAGCUGGAGAUUGGACA